Acaulospora morrowiae is the source of this 1419-nucleotide messenger RNA. The record is from the annotation of a GenBank genome assembly. NCBI's taxonomy places the organism in Eukaryota, Fungi, Glomeromycota, Glomeromycetes, Diversisporales, Acaulosporaceae.
AUGUCAAAUAAUGGCAGGCAAGGUUCUUUUGGUCAAGAAACCAUUAACGUGGCUAAAGAUUUUACAACGCAAGCCUACGAAAGGGCCUCAAGUAUUAGUCAUGGAUAUGUUCAGUCGUUACGAUCUUACGUUGAUCCCCUUCUCCAACCAGUGUUAAACAUGUCGGUCUAUUUGUGGAAAAAUCUGCCGCCACUUCGUUGGUUUGCGUAUGCCCUAGGAAUAUUCAAUUGUAUCCCAAUAGCAAUUUUUCUCGGUUGGAGCAUCUUGACUUUUGGAUUUGUGUCAGCUUUGGCUGGUGUGGGAAUUGUGAUUGCCCAAGGGUUCUUCACAUUUCUUGGUGCCAUAGUCUUCCUCCCUGUUGCUUGUGUUCUUGUAAUAAUCGCCGCAAUAGGCGCAAUAAUUUCCACUUGUGCAUGGCUCGGAUUUGAAGCGACGAAUUUUGGAUUGGUUCAAUUAGGUGUUGUUCGAAGUAAGAAUGCUCUCGGUUUCGGUCAAGCGAGGGCCAUUACUGGGUCUGGUGUUCGCGAAGCUCAUCGUCGUGAAAGAAAUGGACCACUUAAGAAACUAAGAAAAAGAGAAUCCAAAGAUUCUUCCCUAUCCAAGUCUCCCGAGAAUGUGGUAAAGAAGGAAGUCACGCAAGAUAUAUUAAAGUACCGAUUACCUAAAACCAUAGAAAAAAUUGAAGGAAACAAUAGUCCUCAUUUAUUACUGCAGUACCUGUGGCAGAGUAAUUUCUCGGCCCCCAUAGAUGACAUUUUGGGUUCCCAGAGCACCAUUUUAGAAGUUAGGUUAGUGAUGAUGUCUUGGAGCAACUUGAAUUACCCAAAUUCCGAAUUUGUCGGUAUUGGGAUGAAACAAUUGGCAUGUUCUUCUCCACCGCCUAAUCUUCGAUUUGCCUCCGGCGAUAUUUCGAGCACAUUGCUGUUUGACGACAAUGAAUUUGAUUUCGUUCGAAUUUGUUACCUUAUACUCACCCUCGAACACAAUGAGUGGAUAAAUGUUAUUAAUGAAUUAAUCAGGGUCACGAAACCCGAAGGCUGGCUAGAAUUCGUUGAGCCGGAUUUGAAAAUUGAAAACCCCGGACCCAUAUUAACUAGAAUCAGAUGUGGCUUACAAUUUUAUAUCCACGAAAACGACAAUAUAGUGGAUCAUCUAAAACGUAUGCUGCAAUCAACAAAAAAGCUAGACGAGGUAUACCAUGAUUUCAAGGCGAUAACCCUGGGAGAAUGUGGAGGAGAGGUGGGAAUUUAUAAAGCAGCCAUGAUCGACAACUACUUUAGAAUGCAUGCUGACAGGAUACGAAAUCAAUUGGGGAUUUCUUCGGAGGAGAUGACGAAAUUACUGGAAGAUUUUAAGAAGGAAUACUCAACCAUGAGGGUGCAAGAAAAGUUCCACAAAUUCUGGGCGAAAAAAUGUUGA